UCGCGCCGCGUCGCGGCGAAGGGCGGGGCAUUGGCAACGUUGCGGCGGUCUCGGUAGUGCCGAGCUGGAGCCGAAGCCCUUUCCCCUCCGCCGCUCUCCCGGGUUCGGCCCCGCGCAGCGGCCGCCCUGGGCACAGCUGCCAGCUCCGCCGCCAGCUCCGCAGAGCCGAGGAGGGCGAGCGGUUGGGGGAGGUCCGUCCGCCCGCCCGCCCGCGGCGAUGAUGAAGGGGACGGUGGGCGACCCGGUGGCCGCCGUCAUGCAGGAGAGCUUCGGCUGCGCCGUCGCCAACCGCUUCUACCAGCUCCUGGACGACGAGUCGGACCCCUUCGACAUCCUGCGCGAGGCCGAGCGCCGCCAGCAGCAGCGCAAGAAGCGCGACGAGGCGGCGGCGGCCUCGGCCCGGAGAGCCGGCCCCGGCGGCAGGGCGGGCGGAGGCAAGAGGGAGUCCCAGAAGGAGCGCAAGCAGCCCGGCAGCUCUCCCGCCCACGGCAGGCCGCCGCAGCCCGACCAGAAGCGAGCACCUAAGCGGGGAGAACAGCAAGGAUUCAAUAACAGAGGAGCAGAACUAAAACAAGACAAAACUGAAUGGAGACCGUCUUUUAGGGAAUAUCAUCCCUAUGAACCAGAGAAACAAGUGGAAUUCGGAGUAGAAAGGCCAAUUGAAAGAUUAGACUGUGAAAGGCCAAUAAGAGGUCGUGGCGGAGGAAGAGGUGGAAUGCGAGGUAGAGGAAGAGGUGGUGGAAUAAACAGAAGUUUCAAUGGCUUUGACCAAAGAGGAAAACGGGAAUUUGAAAAACAAAGUAGGAACAAUAAAAUGGGAAUGAAAGCAGAUAGCAGAAAGGGUGGAGGUGGAGCUGGCAACUGGGGAACAGUUAAAGAUGAUACAAGUGGGAUGGAACAGACUGCCCCUGUGGAAGAGACUGCAGAAACAGCUGAGCAGCCAGGGGCAUCUGAAGGAGAGCCUCUGAACAAAGUUUCUGAAGGAGAGCCAAUGGAAGAAGUAGUUCAAGAAAUGACGUUAGAUGAGUGGAAAAAUCUUCAGCAACAGAAUCGACCAAAGCCUGAAUUCAACAUCCGGAAGCCAGAAUCCACUGUUCCUUCCAAAGCAGUGGUGAUUCACAAGUCAAAAUAUAGAAAUGAUAUGCAGAAAGACUUUGAAGAUGACUCUCAUGUCUUUCGAAGACCUGUGAAUGACAUAACAUCUCAGCUGGAUAUUAAUUUUGGGAGUCUAUCUCGCCCUGGUCGUGGAUCAAGAGGUGCACGAGGUGGUCGUGGCAGACGAGUUGAGGAGACAGGGCCACGAACAGAAGUAGUGGUGCAGCUUGUUGCUCCAAAUCCUGAUGAUCCUGAGGAUUUUCCAGCUUUAUCUUGAAAAACUGUCAUGAAUGGUGGUAUCUCAAAGUAGCUUUGGUCAGUUUCGUGCUGAUGUGGAUAAAGAAAGACUGUUUCUACUGGAAAAGUUGUUUGGGUGUUUGGUGUGGAAUGAUUGCAGACCUCUGCUAAUGGAAUUGGGUUCUGAAGGUUCUGGAGGGCUGGGAUCCCAUCACAGGUUCCAGUGUCAGCCUCCCUUUGUGAAAACUGUGUGAAGGCUUGCAGUACUUCACUAUAAGGCUUCGAAUGAAUUUUAAGAGUACAGUGCUUAAACAUGUGUACAUAGAGUUUAUAUCAAGUUCUCCCUGACACUAUGGUAAAAUGUAAACUAUACAAUGUGGUCUGCAAUUGACACUGUAUUUCACUGUACAUUUGAAAGCUGCUUUCCCUGUUUCAGUGAAGCGUGUAUUUCACACAGUUACAAGUUGGAGUUCUUCAGAGUCUGUCAAAGGAAGGUCCCAAAACCAUGAACAGCAGACCUUACUCACCCAAAACAGUGAGUUACUCUAAACAGAAGUGAUCUUUAAAAUUAAUUGCUUUUUUUUUUGAUAGCUAACCAUAAGUCUUGCCUUGAUAAUGAGAUAUAAUUGGCAACAACUCAGAAGGUGCUGAAGGUGAAGUGAAGUAAGAAUUUUGAGUUAGGUGGAAAUAAACUGUUAAGGAAGCUUUUCAGUUUAGCAGGAGCAACUACCAACUAAAAUGUUUCAUGCCUUACCAAGAAGACUGUGACAUUGGGGAUGAGGUGCAAUGUCCUUUCCUUGCAGCUUUAACAUACUUCCUCACUUGAGACAGAUACCCUAACUUCUUCCCUGCCGAAGAGGACACUCAGUGCCAUUCUCGGGGAUCUGUGAGAAGGAAAUAACACCAGAAGUGAUGAGGCAAAGGAAUGAGAGAACAACCUCGCUGGACAUUUUGGAAGUAGCUGUCAGCCUCAAAGGAGUCUUCAAAUGCCUGCUUAACUUGAACUCAUUCUUUCCGUUUACUGGGCAAGCAGAUGAAUAUAAACCUUUCUUUUUUGCUGUUCUGUCUCACUUUGUUUUGUACCACUUCUAAUCAGUCUCCUUUGAAAGUAAACAGUGGAUAUGACUUGAAGAAAAAAA
Molecule: messenger RNA, 2471 nt
Organism: Tyto alba (common barn owl)
Lineage: Eukaryota; Metazoa; Chordata; Aves; Strigiformes; Tytonidae
Gene: HABP4
Product: hyaluronan binding protein 4
Exons: 8
Coding region: 218-1372 (384 amino acids)
Biological process (GO): positive regulation of translational initiation; positive regulation of RNA splicing
Cellular component (GO): cytoplasm; nucleus
Molecular function (GO): RNA binding
Source: RefSeq, a predicted model, not a curated record